AUGGCUGCAAUCGUGUUGUUAUUCUUUGUCCAGGAGCCUCUAGAUACGUUGACGAUCAUGAAAGGAAUUGGUGCUCAAUUAGAUUCGCAUAAACUAUUACCAUUUCAAAGCAGCAACACAUUUAUACCGAUAAAUAAUAUGAUUGAUUUAGUUGUUCAUGAAGGAUUCCAUGACUAUGGUCAAGUCAUAUUCUAUUUGUGCUUUUUGACGAAAAACUUCCGACUGGAGAAGCCAGGAAAAGAUGGAGUUAUACAAGUUGUGUUUGGUCAGCUUUUACCGAGAAAGGAUGUGUUGUUGACUGUUUGGAAAUUGAGUAGACAGUUACUAUUUGCCGAAACAAGGCGAUAUUGGAGACGUGUGCCGGGACAAGGAUUAAAGGAGUUGUCAAGGUUUACAGAGUAA
Messenger RNA from Lodderomyces margitis, 402 nucleotides. RefSeq names its product phosphatidylinositol N-acetylglucosaminyltransferase. Lineage: Eukaryota; Fungi; Ascomycota; Pichiomycetes; Serinales; Debaryomycetaceae. Gene Ontology annotation, biological process: GPI anchor biosynthetic process. The transcript has a single exon. The record is from RefSeq and is a predicted model, not a curated record. Gene Ontology annotation, cellular component: glycosylphosphatidylinositol-N-acetylglucosaminyltransferase (GPI-GnT) complex. The coding region runs from base 1 to 402 and encodes 133 amino acids.